Molecule: messenger RNA, 495 nt
Organism: Cavenderia fasciculata
Lineage: Eukaryota; Evosea; Eumycetozoa; Acytosteliales; Cavenderiaceae
Product: villin headpiece domain-containing protein
Exons: 2
Coding region: 1-495 (164 amino acids)
Source: RefSeq, a predicted model, not a curated record
AUGUCACAACUCGUAACAUUAGCUGGUUUAAUUAAAGAUACCAUCUCUAUUAAAAAGGAGAUCGACGAUAUUAGAGUUGAAGCUGAAAAGAUAAAGGCUGAAAUCGCCAAGCAAAAGGCUACCCCUGCCCCAGCUCCAGUUGCUGCUCCAAAGCCAACUCCAGUUGCCGCCGCUCCAAAGCCAGCCCCAGUUGCUGCUGCACCCAAACCAACUCCAGUUGCUGCCGCACCAAAACCAACUCCAGCUCCAGUAGCUGCUGCACCAAAGCCAACUCCAGCUCCAGUAGCUGCUGCACCAAAGCCAGUAGUUGCUGCCUCUGCACCAGUCUCAUUCAAUGGAGCUGCUGCUACCAGUGCACCAAAGGCAGGUGCUACCUUGCAAGGACCAAACCCACAAAUCAAAGACCUUGUUGACGCUGUCAAGGCAAAGGCCAAGGCCGACAAGACUCUUGACCCAGCUAAACUCGAGCUUUAUUUGAGUGACGCCGACUUUUAG